CGUCAUCGCGCACGGAACGUCACCAAUGGCGUGACGUCAUCACGCACGGGACAUCUGCUCAGGGAUUCUCCUUACGCGUUGGGCCUCGCUGCUCAGACUGCGGUGUGUGUGCCUGAUACCGGCCGCCUACCAUGGGGGACAGCGAUGACGAGUACGACCGGCGGCGCAGGGAUAAGUUCCGACGCGAGCGCAGUGACUACGACCGCUCGCGAGAGCGCGACGACCGGCGGCGAGGAGGAGACGACUGGAACGAGAGGGAAUGGGAUCGAGGUCGCGAUCGCAGCCGGCGAGGAGACUACAGAGACUACGACCGCGGGCGGAGGGAACGAUUCACUCCGACGCGCAGGGAAAUCAGCCCCCCACAGAAACGCAUGCGCAGAGACUGGGACGACCACGGGGAGGUGUUCCGUGGUGGGUAUGACAUGCCCUACGGAGGGGGCCCCAACUAUGGACCCCCGCCCCCCUGGUGCCCACCCGAAGCGCACAUGAUGCCGCAGCCGCACAACCCCAUCCCAAACCGGGUGGGCGCCGUGCCCGAGGUGGAGGCCCCGCCGGCCUACCCCAUCAUGAAGACCUUCAAGGAGUUCCUGCUGUCCAUAGCCGAGUCGGUGGACGAGACAGAGGCAGUGCGUCGCUACAACAACUACAAGAUCGAGUUCCGCCGCCAGCAGCUGCACGAGUUCUUCAUGGCGCACAAGGACGAGGAAUGGUUCCGCGUGAAAUACCACCCCGAGGAGUCCGCCAAGCGCAAGCACGAAGCGGCCAGUGCCCUGCAGCACCGGCUCAAGGCGUUCACUUUCCUGCUGGAGGGCGGCUGGUUCAACAGCAUCUCCCUGGACAUAGACAAAUCAGAGCAGAUCAUACGCGUCCUUGACGCAGCGGUGAUAAAAAUGGAGGGUGGCACUGACCUGGACCUGCAAACUGUGGACCAGCCUGAGGACGAUGGGAAAGUGGAGAACGAUGGCAAGGACUUGCGCAAGCUGUCCGAGGUAGACAAGAAGAUGUCGGAGUCCAGCAAGGAAGGGGCAGACUCCGGAAAGGGAAGCAGGAAGCGCAAGCGAGGAGGCUCUGCGGCGAGCCCGGGCCGUGAUGCAGGGAACGUUUCGGGCUCCGAAUCGGACCUGGAUGGAAAAAAGGGACCGGGAGACGGUGAGAAGCAGGCGGGCGAGGACGGCCUGGAGAAGGAGUCGCUUAGGAAGGGAGAGGAUGGCGUCCCCGCCAAACCGCGCGCCCUCCACAGGACCUGCUCGCUCUUCAUGAGGAACAUCGCUCCUAACAUCCCCAAGAGCGAGAUCGUCGCCCUGUGUCGCCGAUACCCAGGCUUCGUUCGAGUCGCGUUGUCAGACCCCCAGAUUGAACGAAGGUUCUACAGGCGAGGCUGGGUGACGUUUGAGCGCAGCGUAAACAUCAAAGAGAUUUGCUGGAGCCUCCAGAAUAUCCGGUUACGGGAAUGCGAGCUGAGCCCCGUGGUGAACCGCGACUUGGCGCGGCGAGUCCGCGGCGUGCAGGGCAUCACGCAGCACAAGCCCGUCGUGCGCAAUGACAUCCGCCUCGCGGCCAAACUCAUCCAAGCCCUCGACCAGAAGGCGCAGCUGUGGAGUUCCACCCAGCCCAUCAAGGACACCGACAUCUUGGCGCCAUUUUCGUCACAAAACCCGAUCCUCAAGAACAUCACGGACUACCUCAUCGAGGAGGUGAGCGCCGAAGAGGACGAGCUGCUUGGGAACGCCAUCACGGGCUCGGACGAGCCCAAGGACAGCACUUCCGACGUGCCGCUGGAGAGGGAUGGCAAGCUACUACAGGUGCUGGACCGGCUGGUGCUGUACCUGCGCAUCGUGCACUCGGUGGACUACUACAACGCGUGCGAGUACCAGAACGAGGACGAGAUGCCCAACCGCUGCGGCAUGAUCCACGUGCGUGGGCCGCUGCCCACCAACCGCGCCACGCACAACGAGGUCACCGAGUACGAGCGGCAGCAGGAGGAGCGGCUGGCGCCGCUGCUGAACGCGCGGGACACCCCCACGCCCGAGGAGGCCAUCAAGAUGGGCAAGAAGGACCCAGAACAGGAGGUGGAGAAGUACGUCCAGGGCAACACGCAGGAGCUCGGCAAGGACAAGUGGCUCUGCCCUCUCAGCGGAAAGAAAUUCAAGGGCCCCGAGUUUGUGCGCAAGCACAUCUUCAACAAGCACGCGGACAAGCUGGGGGAGGUGCAGCGAGAGGUGGGCUUCUUCAACAACUACCUCAUGGACCUGAAGAGGCCGGGGCCACCCGAGUCCAAGUCCACGCAGCCGCCCAAUGCGGGGCCGCCCGCCCCUGGCGUGCACAGCUCCCCGGGUUCGUUCGCUCACGCGCCCGCUCCAAUCUUGCACGGAAUGGGUCCUAACAUGGGCUUUCCAGGAAACCCGCAGCAAGGCAUGAUGGGAUUUGGGCAGCCAAGGCCACCCCUUUUGGGUUACGGAGCGUCGCCCUACCCUCCUCAGUUCGCCGGAAGAGGUGGCUAUGAUCCUUAUCGGGGACAAGCUGUCGGUUUCCCUGGGAAGCCCCGAGGCCGAGGACCCAGGGGCGAUCCAAGAGCUAUCAUUGAAUACAGAGACCUGGAUGCUCCUGAUGAUAUAGACUUCUUUUAAGGAAGUAUGUUUGAAACAUCUCAACUCCCGUAUGCGGUAGGUAGUCUGGCGUCAUGCCAGUGAUGAAACAGAAUGUCCGGUUGUAGUAGUAGCAGUCACUUAAACACGAAUCUAUAGGAUGCUUAUGCAGUAUAUUUUUGAGUAAAGUAUUUACCAUAGCAUUGUUUCAUAAUGUUAACAGUGGUCUGUGUUACAUUUUAAAAUAAACUUUCUUGCAUCAGAAACAGACUGUACAAGAAAAUAAUAAAUAAUUUUU
This is a messenger RNA of Lethenteron reissneri (Far Eastern brook lamprey), 2883 nucleotides long. RefSeq names its product serrate, RNA effector molecule (gene SRRT). Gene Ontology annotation, molecular function: nucleic acid binding. The record is from RefSeq and is a predicted model, not a curated record. Gene Ontology annotation, biological process: mRNA processing; primary miRNA processing. Gene Ontology annotation, cellular component: nuclear body. Lineage: Eukaryota; Metazoa; Chordata; Hyperoartia; Petromyzontiformes; Petromyzontidae.